This is a messenger RNA of Desarmillaria tabescens, 736 nucleotides long. RefSeq lists its product as uncharacterized. The record is from RefSeq and is a predicted model, not a curated record. The transcript has a single exon. The coding region runs from base 217 to 639 and encodes 140 amino acids. Lineage: Eukaryota; Fungi; Basidiomycota; Agaricomycetes; Agaricales; Physalacriaceae.
CCACUCUCCCUAAUUAUCAGAAUAUCGCCUAGACGAAUCGAAAGGACUCUCCUGCUUUGAUCCUUCAUACCAUCCUUGCGGACGGCAGCAACAGUUCAUCGGAGUUACUAAAAAGGUGAUCAUGCGGUACCAAGGGACAAGCGAAGUCCGUUACUAGAAAGUCCUUGACUAGGCGGGGAUGAAACAAACCUCUUCGUUCACCCGCGGAAAGAAACAAUGAAAACAUCGAUGAGAGGCAUGAUGGAGGGAACGAUUAUUCAGUUCGUUCGAGUUGAAGCUGAUAAUGCUGUACGGGAGAUUCUUACAGAAGAAACUAACAACAUUAAGGAUUCCAACUUUCGCAAUCUCCUUCUCACUCUCGUCGUCGCCACUGACAACGGCCAACAUGUCUGGCACGCAAGGAAAAAAGCAAGACCUUUCUCAGUACAAUAUAGCGCCGUAUUCUCUCCUGUCCUUACUGCAGACCAGUCUGCAAUCCUUUGUAGAGAACAAGAACAGGAUGUUGCACCAACUUCACUGACCGGCCACAUUGAUCCACGAGAAAUGGGUUCUCGUGUCAUCCGAGAAAUGCCCAAGGAUGUGGAAAAGAAGGCAGCAGAUCACCAGGAACCAAUCUACCAGCACAUAUGGUCGUCAUAAGGAGAAUGCGGAUGUACAAUGCUUGGACGUGUGGCUAGGUCGAUGGUCAUGAUCUUCUGACCGCCUUCAACUGCCUUUUCCGACGUAGCUUUUUGAC